ACAGACGAAGCUCCUUCCCGCCAGUAAGAAGCGGAAUGUGGAAGUAGUCAUAUGUGCAUUUGUUUUAAAGUGUCGUUCAAUCAUGAAAUACUAUUUAUUAAUCUUUUUAAUACCAUCGUUAUGUUCGUGUCAUGGCGGGCUGGGUAAAUUGCUUAUAGGAGCGCAUCAGCAGAUUCACAACAAGGUGCACGACGUGGCUGAUGCAGUGUUAGGCGGGCUCGAUGGCCUCGUGCACCACGGCCACCGCCAUCAGCCAGCCCCGCCGCCCAACCGAGGAGGCGAGACCAUCGUAGUCAUCGUAGAAGAGAACACUCACGGGGGCCACGGAAACCCUAGCCCGUACGACACACCUCAACAAGGCCAUUACCCUCCUAAUGGACAUCAUCCCCACCAGGGGUACAACCCAGGCAAUCAAGGACACCAUAACAAUGGACAUCAUUUAAAUCAUAAUCAAGGAUAUGGUCCCAAUCAUGGGAAUGCUCCUCGUCCCAAUUAUCCAACUAACCCGGGACAUAACCCAUAUGAAAACGGUAACAACGGCAACGGAUACGAUGGACAGCAACAAAACAUGCCGAUUUACCCCAAUCAACAAGGGCAACAUAACAAUUAUCAAGGUCAUAACCAAAACAACAACGAUAUAAAUUAUGUGAAUCCGACUGGAAAUCCCAUCAAUGAAAUAAUAAAUCCAAACCCAACUGCAAACGAUGCGAAAAACCCGGAACCAACCAGACCAAACUCAAAUGACCAUUAUAAACCAACGGAAACGUACAAUAAUAAUGACAGUCAUCAAGCAGAAAAUAAUAAAAAAAAUAGUGGGUCGAACAAAAAACCUGAGGACGGACCGCUGCUCGUGCCUCUCAACGACUACACAUACGGCGGGGACAAGAUCGUCAUCAACGCGCCCAAACGAGAAACCGACAGCAGCCACAAGAACGAAGACAGUGAUGACGAUUUUCCAAUAGACAUAAGGAUCAAAGACGAAUGAUUUUGUGUACUAGAGAUGGGCUAUGCCGAUGUUCGGCCGAUUAUUCGGUUGCGCCAUAUUUUUAAAGUGUGUCCACAUUUUUCUCUUUUGGUAGUUCCUUAGAAUGCUGAAAUAGGGUGAUUCAAUAAAUUACGAAACAAUUUACGCUAUUUUUAUUUAAUGUGUUUAUGCGGCAACUAUUCGGCAAUGUAACCGAACUAUUCGGCCGAAUACGAACAUUGAAAAACUUGAAUGUGCCUAAUAUCGAAUAUUCGUUCCAUCUCUGUGUUUAUUAAGUUGUUAAUUAGGUACUGUAAAAUUGUAAGUAAUAGGUUUAUUGAAUAAAAAAAAUCAUGAAAACUUAA
Leguminivora glycinivorella is the source of this 1329-nucleotide messenger RNA. RefSeq lists its product as uncharacterized. Bases 83 to 985 code for a protein of 300 amino acids. The transcript has a single exon. The record is from RefSeq and is a predicted model, not a curated record. Lineage: Eukaryota; Metazoa; Arthropoda; Insecta; Lepidoptera; Tortricidae.